AAGCGCUUGCCUUUCAUGCGUGAGGCACUGGGUUCAAUCCCCAGCACCACAUUAAAAAAAAAAAAAGAACUAAAUAAACAAAAUAAAGGUAUUGUGUCCAUCUGCAACUAAAAAAAUAUUUUAAAAAUUCAUUUAUGUUCAUAUUUCAUCUUCACCUGAAUAGUCAUGAAUAUAAUAACACCACAUUAUUGAAAAUAUACUUAGAAAAUUUCAGCUUUGUCUGAGUACUACCAUUUUCCAAAGUGGUAGAAUGGAAAUUAGAAUGACUAACAAGACCCCAAAUAUGAAAAUCUCUAAUUUACCAAGAUUCUAUGAAUUCUCGAGGUCAUACAAAAGGGAGUAUAUUAGUUUCCUAUGGCUGCCAUAACAGAAGUACUUAAAACUGAUUGGCUUAAACAAUAGAAAUAUAUUAUCUCAUAGCUCUGGAGGCUAGAAGCCCAAGAUUAAGGGUUGGUUUCUUCUGAGGACUAUGAGGAAGAAUCUGUUCCAUAUGUCUUCCCAAGUUUCUGGUGGUUUUCUGAUGUUUCUUUGCUAAUAAGUGUAUCACCUUUACCACUGCCUUCAUGUUAACAGGGAGCUUACCCUGGCUGGGUAGGUGUGUCUGUGUCCAAAUUUCCCAUGUAAUAAGGACAUUAGUCAUAUCGGAUUUGGGGCCAAAUCUACUUCAGUAGGACCUCGUCUUAAUUAAUUACAACUGCUAUGACGCUAUUUCCAAAUAAGGUUCCAUUCUGAGGUAUAGAGAGUUAAGAUUCCAACAAAUGAACUUGAGGAAACACAAUCUAACCCAUAAUGGGGAGCAAAUAUCAGUGCUGAUGUGAUGAAAUGGAAAGAUUCAUCAGAGAAUUUGUUUUCCAGUCCCAAUCUGUUGAAAUUGAGACAAAGAAGGGGGCUUCUACAAUGAUGUCAAAGCAUUGCUGAGAAAUGACUUAAAACAUGAAGUUUUAAAUUAGGUUCUUGAUUGUUAAAAAAAAAAAAAAAAAAAAAACUUUUCAAAACUCAAAAGAGAGCCCUUGCUAUAGGUUUUAGAUAUGGUUUGAGUAAGUCCUAUAAAAGUUCAUAUGCUAAAAGCUUGGUCGCCUGUGUGGUGGUGUUGAGGUGGUAGAACUUCCAAGAGUUGGGGCCUAGUGGAAGGUACUUAGGUUAUGGGCCACCACCCCAGAGAGGCCUGAUGUAGUUCUGACAGGACUGAAUUUGUUCUCAGGAGACCAGUUGGUUAUAAAGCCGGACAUCUCACAUGCUUGGCCCCUUCCACCUAUGAUUGUAUCCCUUUCUGCUUCUCUACCAUGUUGUGAUGAAGCUGAAGGUGGGGGACAGUUCACCAAAGCUGGCUUGUCAACCACAGAAUCAUGAUCCACAUAGAUCUCUUUAUACAUUACUCAGAAUCAGGUAUUACCCAGAAUCAGGUAUUGUUAUAGCAGCACAAAACAGUAAGACAGACAUUUUAGUAGGACUACAGUGUAAAGAGGCUCAACACAUCUUAUUUGCUAUAACAUAGCGUUAUAGGACUACUGUCUCAGGGCUGGGAUCCCUCUCAGCCUUUUUGAAGUUGCAAAACCCAACACACCAUGCUUGUUUAUUUGAUGUUGUAAUACCGCCAUUAUCUCCUUUCCCCAUCCCAAACCCAGAGGAACUGCCAAAAAUAGAUUUACUUUUAAAGACUGAUUUGGUUUUUCAAAUUUCACCACAUCUAAGAUCCCAUUACACUCUCUGACAAGGAGGUAAGCAAGAGCCAAUGGCCACUAGGAACCAGAAGGGCUGAAGGACAGAACACAUAGGGACAUACCAUAAGGACAACCACAAUGAAAUUAUGAACUAUUAUUUUUUAUUCCCACCUUGCACUAUCUUAGAUCACUUUCACAAUAGCAAACCUAGAGAACUGGAAGUCAGAGUUACUGAAAAUAAAAUCAACACUAUUUGGAAUAAGGGAUGGUAGGUUUAUGGGUGGCUAUUUUUAUAGGUGAUAUUAAUUUAUUCUCUACACUUUUUUCUAUUUUCAUCAUUUUCUACUAUAAGGCCACUGUUAAUCCAAAAUAGUAAUAAUAGAUUUGAAAGAUGAGUAAGUUCAUUCCUUUGCUCAAUACAUAUUCAUGAGUACUUACCACAUGCCAGGCAUGACAUAGUGGUGAAAACAAGAUAGUCCUGUCCUAUGGCAGUUCCACUGGAGAGGUAAUAAACCAUUUGUCCUUCAAUGUCAAAAAUUUACUUUGGGCAGUUGUUUUGUUUUGUUUUGUUUUGUUUUGAGAAGGGAAGAUGGAGGUAGAAAUUGCACUGUGCUGGGGAUAACAUGUGCCCCCCAAAACAAAACAAGGCUGAAUCGAGAGGUUUGAGGGUCCAUUCAAGCCCACUUGGUCGGUGCCUAGAUUUUAUUACAAGCUGGCUCUUGGAGUCAGCUGCAUCUUCUUUGGGCCAAGCCUGCCUCUUGCAUUUAAUUACCUCCCCCUGGGACAAUUGUGAGAAUUACCAACAGCAGAGUACUCCUGGUAGAGGUGGGACUGAGAACAGCACAGGUCAUACCGCUGACGUCAGGACUUCAACAUAUCUUUUUGUGAGGGAAAACACAAGUCAAUCCAUAUUGUCUUGUAUUGUAUGAUACAAUACUAAGAAAACUAAUAAUAAUGGCAAACUCUUCUUUGUCCCUCUCCAAGUCAGGCAGUGUUUUAGAUGUGUUGCAUAUUUUAACAAAUUAUUUCCCUCAUUUUGCUGACAAGGAAAUCAAGGCAAAGCAAAUUUAAGCUAUUUCCUUAAGUUUACACAGCUAAUGAGUGGUGGAGCCAGGCUUUAAACUCAGGCAACUUGGAUCCAGAGAUUCAAUCUUCUUUUUACACUGCAAAUUUUUAUGUAUAUUGUGAUGCCAUCAAUAUUAAAAUACAUUAAAAAAUUAUAGAACAAAAACCCACUGAAUAAUUUACAAAAAAUGAAAAUAGUUUGUUUUUAGGAGAGGGGUUGUUUUUUACAGUGUUACAUUACUAGUGCUGUAUAAAUACACACAUAUAUGCAUGCUUUUAUGGACAUUUUUGAAAACAGAAAAUGUUUUGAAAAAGUCUGCAAUUUAGAAAAAUUUGUAAGGAUUCCAUAAUCAGAAAAGAGUGAUUAUUAACCUUAGGGACAGCCAGUCUUCAACAUGGUCUCAAUGAUUCCAGUCUUCUGGGACUCUUAGGUGCUGUUCCCAACAUUCAGUAAGGGCUGACUUGUGUGACCAAUAGAACUAUUGUGGAAGUGAUGGCAUGUGGCUUUUCAGACAAAGAUCAGAGACUUUAAAGCUUUCACCUUGACCUCUUAGAUCUUUUGACCUGGGAAAAACCAGCUACCAUGUCAUGAGGACACUUGGCACCAGCAUCCCCUUGCCCUCUGUGUAAGUGUGUCACCUUAGAAGCAAACUCUUAAGCCGCUGCCAACCUCUUGGUUGCAACCUCAAGGGAGACACACAUACAUGACCAUGAACGAAGGAAUGUGGACAGCUUCUAGAAGUUCCUCCAGAGGAAAAAUGUUUGACUUUAGCCCAUAAACCCAUUUCAGACUUCUGAUCUCACGAACUCUUAAUUUUUUCAGCCAGUACAUUUGUGGUAAUUUGUUACAGCAGCAAUAGGAAACUAAUACACUCAAAAACUCUGAGGGUAAUAAAUAAUUAUUGUUUUUUAAAGACUCUAAGUUUUGGGGGCAAUUUGUUAUACAGCAAGAGAUACCACUAUACAAUCCAUCAUUCACAGUAACUUGAAAUUACAGGUCAAAUGAUAAGAGGGCUGUUCUUGAUCUCUCCAUCAGAUCUGUUCAAAUACAUCGAUUCAUUGAUUCUUCUGGAUUCAUCUUUCUCAAUCAACCCACCUCAACAUUCCAGAGUAAAAAUCUUCUAGUCUUUAACUUGAUAUCAGCUAAGGGCAGAGAGGAAGAACUCUCUUCAGAGGGACUUCCUAUUUCCCAAGGACUUCACAAGGACUUCAGGACAGCCUAUUUCCCAAGCCUCCAACUCCAAAACCUCCUUCUUUGGUUCUCUCUGGGCAAAAGAGGCAGCUGUUGGCAAGGCUACCUGCAAGACAUAAAUCAGUUUUGGAAGUGCUUUGUCCAUGUUAGUGCUUAGCCUUUCCUACUUGAGUGUCUCCCAAAUGCCUUUGAGCCAUUUACCAUACUGCUCUGCCCCCAAUAAGGAGCUAUAAAUCCUUGACACCUGCUCACUACAUUCUUGUAGAAAAGUUCUUCUUUCAACAGUUCUAAAUGAAUGUUUUGACAAGAAAAAGGGUUUUAAUUUAUCCUCUUCAUCACGAGCCUAUAGUUACGCUGAAGUCUCUUCAUUCCAGAAAAAUAACCUCUCUCCAUGUUCCAUUCCUCCUGGCAAUGGCCCUUCCUUCCUAGCAAUCCUCUGAAAUUGACCUGGCCAAGGUCAUUGGCAAUCUCCAAACAUAACUGACACUUUCCAGUGUUGAACUUACUUAGCUUUUCUGUAAUAAAAAUUGCGUAGUUACCAGUACAUGACAUUCACUGAGUAUUCUAAGUUUUUGACAUCUAGUGACUCACUGCUCUUGGACAUUUGAUGCUGUUGAUCACUUGCUCCUUCUCACAUAAGUAAUUACAUUCAUUAAGAUCUCUCGAGGGGCUGGGAUUGUGGUUCAUGGGUAGAGCACUUGCCUGGCAUAUGCGAGGCCCUGGGUUCGAUCCUCAGCACCACAUAAAAAUAAAUAAAUGAAAUAAAGGUAUUGUGCCUAACUACAAUUAAAAAAAAAAAAAGAUCUCUCAAGUCUACUUUCUUUCCAUCCACAAUGCCAGACCCUUGACUAGGGGCUACUAUCCCUCCAGAACAUUCUGGAUUGUUAUUUCUAUAACAAACGUGACUGAGAUACUUCCCUGAUUGCAAGUCACAUCUGGUGGCUCCACACAGCCUGUAGUCUCAAACCUGAAAUGUACUCCAAUAUGCAAGCAUUUGUAUACACAUUAUGUGUCUACAAGCCACUAAUAUAUCAUUUACACUAUCAUUCAGAUUCAGAAAAAGAAAUUCCCCAAAAGAUAGCAGUCAUAGAUUGAGUAGAAGUUCUAAGACUUUUUCCCUAUACCACAGUGGAGGUGUGUACACUUACUUGCUUGGAGACCUCAGACCCUCCAUGGUAAGUCCAAGGGCAAAUCCUGGCUUUCCAGGCUUAUAAUGAUCUGGCUCCUACCUGCCUUUUCGGUCUCUUUCUCUCCCUUUUGUCCUUGCUCCCACUGCUGUGGUCCAAAUGGAAGAAUUUGAACGUAAAUGUCCCAAACCUACCUGCUUUCUGUCUGCUGUUGUCUUCAUUUAGAAUGUUCUUUUCCUUUUUUUAAUAUUUAUUUUUUAGGUGCAGAUGGACACAACACAAUGCCUUUAUUUUUAUGGGGUGCUGAGGAUUGAACCUGGGUCCCGCCCAUGCUAAGCGAGCACUCUACCGCUGAGCCACAAUCCCAGCCCUAGAAUGUUCUUUUCUGCCUUGACUCUCCAGGUCCCAGGUCUGUCUGUCUCACUCAUUCCUAAAAGUGCUCCUUAUCCACCUGCUUCUUCUUAAAGCUGCUUUUGGUUACUUCUGUCUCCAUACCCUGUCCAUCCACCACAUACAUCUUUUUCUUCUAUUAGGCAGUAUUUGCUUAUUUGCCUCCCUCAUGACACUUUGAGCUUUCUGAGGUCAGGACUAUUUUAUUAUCACAAUUAUAUCCAUAGUGCACAAUAACAGUAAGAAUGGCAAGAAUAGUAGCUAAUGCAUUUAUAGUAUUCACAUGUGCCAGGCACUGCUCUGACUUGUACACACUCUUGCUUAUUUAAUCCUGUGUGGUAGGUGCAAUUAUCCCUGUUUUGUAAAUGAGGACACUUGGGCACUGAGGGUGGAGUGACUUCCUAAGCUCACCCAUAUAGCAUGUGAGGUUCAGAAAAUUUGGAACUACCUUGAACUCCAGGCAGAGAAGGUAGAGGAAAUGCUCAGGCUGAGGAGAGCGGCAGGUGUGGCCCUGGGGCCUCCUGCCUGCCAGGCUGCGCUGUCCUAGCCUGGCCUGCACUGCUCCCUGCUGGCCAGCUCUCUCUCCCUGUAGCUCUCCUCUCUCUGCCAGGGCCCCUGCAGGGGAACUAACCUUGCCUUAAAUCCCCUCUGCCACCAGAGGUUGUGUCUGGGGUCUGGCAGCAAGUACAAAAUAUUCGGGGAGGGGAAGAGAGUCAGAAGAUCACACAGGGAAUAUGCAAGGACUUCCCUACAUUCACGUCUGAAGGAAAAUACUCAAACACUCAAAUUGGUAAACUGUCUACCCCCCAAAUUCCAUAGGAUAUGCCAAAACUAAUAGAAACUUUCAUUUUCUAAAAAGAAAGUAGUUACAUAUUUAAUUCUUCUUACGCUAGGCUCUUCUUUAGGACAAAAUUGAAUGCUAACUUAUUGCUAUGAUUUGGAUAUGAUCUGUCCCCCAGAGGUUCAUAUGUUGGAAGUAUGGUCCCCAGCAUGGUAGUGUUUAAGAGGUGGGACCUAGAGGAAGAUAGCUAGGUCAUGAGGCUCUACCCUCAUGAAUGAAUGAAUACACGUCUGGUAGAAGUGCCUAAGUUCCCAUGAGAGUAGGUCUUUAUAAAAAGAGCAAGCCUGGCCCCUCUCUGAUCUCUUGCUUCCUGUCUCACCAUGUGAUCUCCUCCACAUGCACUCCCACCAUUGUAAUGUCAUCUCCAUGAGACCCUCACCAGAGCCUAACAGAUGCUGGCAGUGUGUUCUUGAGCCUCUGCUGGGUGGAAUAACACUCUUUUCUUUUGCAAAGUACCCAGCUUCUGGUAUUUUGUUACAGCAAUACAAAAAGACUGAGACACUUGAAAAAUAUACUUACUGGUUCUCAAAUAGGGUGCCUAAUGAAACUAUUCAAAAAUACAAAUGUGUUGGCUCUGUUCCAAAUGGAUUCAGUUAGAACCACUCACAGAUACUAUUUCACUUCAGGAUUAAACUCAAGCAACACUUUCCCAAAUCCAAAACCUUUAUGACCACUUAGCAUCUUGUUUUUUCCAGCUAAAGGAAAUUCAAUGCCUUUAUGUUGGAACUUCAGGGGGAAAGUAUGCAUUGUCUAGAGGACACCCCUCCAAGUUUCCUGAUUCAAGUCUGUCAUUGUGUUUGAGAUGUUCUUCCGUUCUGUAAAUUGUAGGUGACUGAUGGCAAUACAAAAAAACUUCUUUCUCUAUACAUUCAAAUUAUAUCCUGACUUGUAGAAGUUGAAUUGAUUUUCCUUUCCCUCUUUGGAAAAAAGCAGUUUUGCUUCCAUUUGUACAUUCAUUUCAUCACACUUGACCUAUAAGUGGGUCUCUCUUCUUGCAAUUGUUUGUGACCUUGUUGUAAUAUCUGCCUGACUCCCUCAAUGAGUAUUGAGAUGAAUAAAAUCUUAAACAUGGGUUUGUUUCUCUCUCUCUCUCUCUCUCUCUCUCUUUGGUUUUUGUCAUUGUUACUGGAUUGUUACUGGGGAUUGAACCCAUAGCUACUUCACCACUGAGCUUUUUAUCCCCAGUCCUUUUUAUUUUUUAACACAGAGUCUCCCUAAAUUUCUAAGGCCUCAAACUUGUGAUCCACCUGCCUCAGCCUCCUGAGCUGCUGGGAUUACAGGCCUGUACUACUGCACCUGCCUCAUUUUUCUUGUUCUGGGAAAAUUAUCUUCAACAUGCAAAUAGAAGUACUUUCCUUUUCUGUGCUCUGGCCAUCUGCUACUUUGCUUUGGUUGGAAUUUACUCAAGGGAAUUUCUCAGAAGAGAACUCCUGCCCUUGUUGUGCCCUUCCUCCAUAUGCAUAAUAUCUACCAUGGAUUCCUGGAAGAACAGUGGAAUAGCCAAAAAUCUUUUAUUUUUAAUUAAAGGCAAAGAGAGAUCGGGGCAUUGACUCAUCACCAUCUCUUUUACAAAUAAAAUAGCAUAAGCUAAACCAAAAUUAAGUAAACCCAAGAGAUUUUCACUGGACUCCCUCAGUGUUCUUUCUUGAUCCUUUCUCACUUGUAUGGUUGACAUUUCAUCAACAUUUACAUGUACUAGAAUUGUUUUAUUUAUAAUACCUUUGCAUGACGCUGUGGAAAAUAAAAAGUACCUGUGAUCUUCCUGAGUACACAGAAUUAGUCUAUAAAAACUAUUAUCACCUUAACUGGAGCUAUUGGCCAGAACACAUACACAACAAGUUUUCACGUCACUUGGGAUUCCUUAUACCAUUGUGGCUGGGUUCCAAGGAGGAGCAUCCUCAGAGACAGCCAGGAAGAAACUGUACCACCUUCCAUGGUGAGCUUCAGAAGUCACUAAGUACAUUCUGCUGCAUUCUGUUCAGGUCCACCUUUGAGAGGAUGAGACCUGGGUAGCCCCUCAGGGCCUCGUGAUUUAAAAGGGCCUCUUGUUUCUUUAACACCUUGCUGUCGCCACCUUGAAAUUCUUUAAUGAUAUCUGGACCGGAGCCCUUCAUUUUCAUUUUGCACUGGGCCCCCAAAACUGGGUUGCCAGUUCUGAUUUUUUUUUGUCCAUGAAGCCACAAAGACCUGCCCAGACUCAUAGGGUGGGAAUAUCAAGUUAGUCUCCUUUUUUAAUUGGUGCAUUAUAAUAAUACAUAACCGUGGGACUCAUUAUGCCAUAUUUGACUACCUUUUUGAUGAAGCAGCAGAUUUCUUGGACUGUUCUUGGAAAUACUGUUGUGGCCUUUUUUUAGAAAAUGCUACCUGCCACAGAGGAUUGAUUUAUGGAGAAGUUAAGACAAAACAGGACAUUUAAAAAACUUUCCUCCAAUUUAUAAACUUCCCAGCCUCUGCAAAGACACCUUUGGGUCCUCCCUGCUCCACAAAACCCUCCUAAAGAGAAGCAAAGGCAGCUGAGCCCAGUAGCACAUGCCUGUAAUCUCAGAGACUCGGAAGGUGGGAGGAGAAUCACAAGUUCAGGACCAGCCUUAGCAUUUAGUGAGACGCCGUCUCAAAUUUUUUAAAAAAAGGCUGAGGAUGUAGCUCAGUGGCAAAGCACCCAUAGAUCAAUCCCAAUACCAAAGAAAGAGAGACAAAGGUGAUAUCAAAGUGUCCUUAUAUCCAUUCAACAAAUCCUGAUUGAGUGCACACUGGGGGAGCAUUUAUAAAUGACUCAGAGACCUUGUCCUCAAUAGGCUGGGGCAAGAGUCCCAGCAAUGGCUGGCACAAAUGAAAGGAGAAGAGAAAACAGAAGGUAAAGGACCAAGAACCCUGAGAACAAAGUCCUAGGGAUGUCCAAGAGAGCCAGCUUCCUGGAGACAUGGCAUCUGUGUGGCCCCUCCCAUUCAUUCAACAACAUCAUUCAUUCGUUCACUGAACAAGUAUCAUGUACGCCAUUUGUAAGUUCCCACCCUGGUGGAGCUUGCUUUACAAGGUACACACCUGUUUGUCUCAUCUAUAUCUGAUUUAAAUGACUUUUGGCUUUAGACUUUUGAAUUUGGGCUGGAACAAGAACUUGGGGAUUAUUGAGAUGGAGUGGCUAUAUUUUGCUUGUGCAAGGGACAUGAAUUUGGGGAAGGGAUGUCAUGGUCUGGAUGUUGGUAUCCCUAACAAAAUUUAUGUUGAAAUUAAUAUCCAAUGUGUUAGUAUUAAGAGAUAAGAUCUCAAGCUGGGGGUGUGGCUCAGUGAUAGCACACUCGCCUGGCAUGUGUAAGGCACUGGGUUCGAUUCUCAGCACUACGUAUAAAUAAAUAAAGGUCUAUCAACAGCUAAAAAAAAAUUUUAUUAAAAAGAUAUAGGGUCUCUGGGGGAGUGAUUAGUCAUGAGGCUCCACCCUCAUGAAUGGGAUCAGUGCCCCUGUAAAAGAGGUCGGAGGUGGCUGCCUUUCCCUAUCUGCCCUGGAAGGACCAGGGAAGGCAGCACCUAGGAUAUGGAACUGGAGGGUAUUAUGUUCAGUGACAUAAGCCAGACACAGAAAGAUAAAUGCCGCAUGUUGACUCAUAUGUUAGAAUAAAAUCGAUCUCAAAGGCAAGAGCAGAAUAGUGAUUAUAAGAGGCUGGAAAGGUUAGGGAGGCAGAGGAUAGAGGAUAAUGGGAUAAUGGUACCAACAUUCAGUUAGAUCAAAGUAAGUUCUAGCAUCCUACAGCACAGUAGGGAGACUGCAGUCCACUACCGGAUACUGUAUAAAAACUAGAAGAGAGGAAUUUAAAGAUUUCAGACACAAAGAAAUAAUGGAAGUGUUAAUUAUCCUGAUUUAAUUUUCCUGAUUGCAUCUUAUAACAUUACUCCAUGGAUACAUACAAUUAUUAUGUAUUAUUUUUAGGAAUUUUGAGCCAGUCUUUAAACCAAUUUUUCUCGAAAUUGGACAUGGGAGAGCAUUUAUGCCAUGACAACGGAAUACUGAGCUUAGGAUUUUAGAGCUGUUUUAUGUCAAAAUAAAUGACAUUUAUUUAUUUUUUAUCAUUGUUGCUUUGUUUAUUAUUUAUUACUGGAAUAUUUUAACAAUUUAAGUUUUUCAAUGCAUCUUAAUUAUACAAAACAAUGGGGUUUUGUGGCACAUUCAUGCAUGCAAAUAACACAUGUGAUCAUAUAUGAUCCCCUCUCCCUGAUCGUCUCUCCCUGACCCCCUUCCACUUCUCUAAUGGUCUCCUUGCUUCUUUCACAACAUCUUUUCCUCCCCCUAGAUUCCACAUAUGAAGGAAAACAAAACCCUUGUCUUUCUGUGUCUGGCUUAUCUUGCUUAACAUUAUGAUCUCCACCCCCGCCCAUUUUCCUACAAAUGACAUAAGUUCAUUCUUCUUUAUGACUAACACUGGGUUGUGUAUAUGUUCACCGCAUUUUCUUUAUCUAUGCAUCUAUUGCCGGCAUCUAUUCCACAAGAUGUCUAUUGUGAAUUCUGCUGCAGUAAGCAUGGGUAUGCUGACUGUAAUUCUUUUGAGCAUAUAACGAGGAGUGGCCUAGCUAGAUCUUGUGGUGGUUCUAUUUUUAGAUUUCUGAGGCACCUCUGUACUGAUUGACUAAUGUAUUAAUGUACAUUCCCUCCAUAGGUAUAUAGGGUUCUUUUCCCCCCUGCAUCCUCUCCAGCUUUUAUUGUUUUGUUGUUGGUGGUUUUGUAUUCUUAGGUGAAAGCCAUUCUGACUGAGGGGAAACAGAAUCACAAAGUAAUUCUGAUUUGCAUUUCCUAGAUGGCUAAAAUUUAGAACAUUUUUUUUCGUAUAAUUAUUGACCAUUCUUACUUAUUUUGAGAAGUGUCUGAAGAAAAGAUAUUUCUGAUGGGCUUAACAAACCUUUGGAGGUACAUUUGCAGCAUGAGGAAUUCAGUCAUUGCUGUCUGUCACCUUCGGACAAGUAUCAGGAUGGUCAGGAUACGUUUUGCGCUUCUUUGCAUUGUAUGACGUUUUUGUAUAUUUUAAAAAUCGAAUGAAAAAAUACUUCGGAGAUGGAAAGUCCUGCGUGGUGAUAACCACCCACACGGUGACGGCCGCAGCUGGCUGACCAGGGGAGGACACUCAGUCCUUGGGGCACGCGCACAGGUGAGCGCUCCCAGGCCAGCUGCGCGUGCGCACAGGUGUGCUGCCGCCCUCCCUGCCGCUGAGUUUGGCCUCCAGCCCGGGAAACUUGUCGCUCUCGGGCGGGGACACGGAACCGGGCCAUGGAAGAUUCGCUGGGGACUCGCGAGCCCCGGGUUCGACCGAGAGAACGGGACCCGGACCGGCGCCCCCGCCCGGACCGAGACCACCACCCUGAGCGACCGCGGGACAGAGCCGGGGACCGGCGCAGGGAAAGGAAUGGGGACGACGCGCGGAGGGACGGGGACCGGCGAGGGGAUCGAGACAGGGACCGGCGAGAGGAUCGGGACAGAGGGAGGGACCGAGACCCCCACCAGGACAGACACAGGGACGCGGGCCGUCGCUCAAGUGAGCAAAGAGGUUGGGAAAAGUCUCGCCAAAGCCGGACGCGGAACACAGCCCCGAGACCCACCUGGGACACAACUCGGGGACCGACCUGGGAGGCAGCCCCACCCCCUUGGCCCGGGCCUUGGGAAACCCCGGAGCCUCCCGCCCCGAGGAAGGAGAACUUCGGUCGCCAUGCACCACAAAGUUAUAGUGAACCCACCUCGGGGAGAUAUGUGCCCUCGCACCCCAGGCCUGGACUAGAGGAAGUGGAAUAUUACCAGUCGGAGGCGGAGGGGCUCCUGGAAUGUCACAAAUGCAGAUACCUGUGCACAGGGAGAGGUGUGGUACAGAUAGUGGAGGUGAUUUUGAACGGGAUGGUUCUCAUGUGUAUCGUGGCCUCCUACUUUGUCCUUGCUGGAUUCAGCGCCAGCUUUGCCAGUGGUGGUGGCUUCGGAAACAACUACUACUCACCAUUUGAGGGCACUGAGCUGGAGGAGGUUCGGCAACUGGACCAGAAGUAUACAGUCCUCCGGGCGCCCCUGAUAUAUGGCGGUGUGGCUGUUUCUCUGGGGCUGGGUGCCCUCACCAUGGGCGUUUUACUCCAAGGAGCCAAGAGCCUAACAAAACUGCCUAGAAAGUGGCUCCUCUUGGAGGCCGCCUUCAGCCUCCUGGCAGCAGUGGGCUACUGCGUAGGCAUUGGCGUUUACCUCCACGUGGCAUUGCAGAUCAACUCCACGGACACCUGCAAAACAAGAGAGAGGCUCUACGCCCGCAAGGGUCUCACCUGGAUGAACUGCCAGCUGGCAGGCACUGACGGAGCAGCAGCCACCUUUGCUUGUCUCCUGGUGAUUAUGUACAGUGCCAGUGUGGUACUGGCCCUGCGGAGCUAUCGGGAACAGAAGUUCUACAAAGACAGCCAAGAAGAGCAGAGAAAUGGCAGGGAUGUCCCAGAAUACCUGUGGUCUGGGACGCUCUAAGGGAGACCUUCUGGAACAUAAUUGUCAACCCAACCCCAUUGUCUCUCUCAAGAGUCAAGUCUUUCACAGCCACUGCAAACAACUGGUUUUCACAUACUCAAUUUUAUAAGUGCUUCUUUUGGUACGAAUGCAGAGUUAAUUGUCUCAUUUUUCUGUUGUAAAGGGAGAUCAGUAUGUCCUUGUUGGCUGACCCGAUGAUCACUUGAGAAAACUAGUACAAAAAGCAACAUCAGAAGUCAGGCUAUCCCCUGAUGGUGAUGCUAUCUUACCAUAUGAUAAUGGUAGAAAUAGCCAACUAGCCAGAGAAAUUUCAGAAGCUGAGAACAACACAUCCGAGGGUAACACGUCCAGUGUUACAGUAGAAAUCUCACCUGUCAUAACUAUCUUGAGUCGUCAAAAGGAAUAAGCAAUCCUUGCUUGGUUCCAGGGAAAGACUGUAAAGCAGUGCUGUGAGUGAAUUCUAAAUGGGUAAAUCUCCCCUGUCCCCAGAGGGGAAGAAUUCUUCUGUUUGAGUGCCACCAGUGUCCCCUGCACCUGCAUACUGCCAAGCAGCCCCCUUCUUUAAGAGAUGGGAGUUGGGUUUCUGGGAAAGAGAUGUUUUCAGCAAGCUUGAUCGUCCUCAGGACCCCUGCCUCGGGGCUCACGGAAAGUAUUUCCUACCAGCUAUUCCAAGAGGGUUUCUAUUCCCAUCCACUGGAAUUCAUUUUGAAGUAUUUAGAAUUUUUUUAAACAUGAGGUUUCCAAAUAGUGAGAAAACUCACAAGCUUCUUAAAGAUGUCAUUCAACUAAUUUCAAAGAUAAAGCAGUUAAUUUUACUAGACUCCAAAGGCUAAUUGGAGAACUUCUCACUUCUGCAUUCCCCUACUUGCAGGCCUUCCAAGGAAGAUAGUGACCCUCAUCCCCCUGCACCAUCUUCAUAAUGUAACAGAUUUCUGACAUGGAAUCUUAAACGUCUUUUCAGUAAUUGCCAUCUGAAGUGUUAUACCUGUUCUUGUACUUUACAGUCUCAAAUGUUUCUGUUUGUGUCAGAUCCAACUAGAAAUAUUCACAUUCUCUUUAUCUGGGUCUUUUUCGCAUUCUCUUGCUUUUCCAUAGCUAAUUCUUAUGGAACCUAUCCAAGACAAAAAAAAAGUCAGAAGUAAAAUUCACAAAGAAAUGAGAGAACAAAGCUUGGAAGAAAACAACCAACUGGAAAUCUCUAUUGCUCAGUUGGAAUAAAGUCCACUAUGCCACAGAAAGGUGCUUCCUGGCACCCUUAGCUUGGGGCAGUGACUGGAGUCCACACAAAUUUCUCUUGAGUGGCAGAGAUUUUAACAGCAGUAAAAAACAAACACCCACUCCUCAAGAGAACAAUGCACACAUACACUGGUCUCAACUAGCAUUUAUUCUCAAAGAUCAUAUCCCUGUUAAAUGAUCUUUGCCCAUGCUGGGCCUUUUGCUAGAUAAAAUGGGGACUUUGGACUACUUGACUUCAGCUUUGUGCCCAGGCCCAGCUGGGAUACUGCUCCUGAGAUGCAGCUCUCUUCACUGAUAGGAGCCUAUGGGUGACUUUAACAAUACUCAUGCAUGUCCACAGUUUUAUAAGGUUCAAAAGCUUUAGCACUUAUUCACCACUUGUCAAGAUUUGUUAUUCAAGAAGAGAAUAACAAGGUUCAAGAAGACCAAGUGUUUUACCCAAUAAUUAACAUUUCAUUGAAAGCUAUGGGCCAAGUACAUCACUGUGCUCAAGUACUUUGGGUCCUCUUAUUUAAGUUCAUGACUGAUGACAGAUACUAUCUUAACAAAUAAGAACCUCUGGGUGGGGAUGCAGCUCAGUGGCAGAGUGUUUGCCUAGCAUGCAUGAGGCAUUCAGUUCAAUUCUCAGCACUAGAGAAAGAGAAUUGAGAGCACAUGAGUGUGCAAGCCUUAGGAAAGUGCCAUAACUUGCCUAAAUGACAAAACUUUCAAGUAACAGACAGAACUCAGACCUACUGAAUCACCUGAUGGUGACUAACAUGCUUUUGCCUUCAGUGUCCUAGGGAGUGCAGAACAUAUCCAAAGAAAUGUGUUUCUGCCACCCUGGACCAGGGAGGCAUAUCUUAUGGAACUAGGGUAUUAAAGUAGAUGGUGGUGUAGUAACCAGUAAUCAGGUGUUGAGGCAACAGUUGUCAAACCUAAGUUUUCAAAAUGUUCAUUCUCUAGAUGAGGAAAUCUGCAAAAUGCCUUUAACAUGGCCUUUAUUUGGAGCAAGGUAGCUAAUCUUCCUUGGAAGUCAGGAGACAACAGUGGGGGCAAGGAUGGCGGCACCCAUCUGUAGGCUCUAAGUAGAUUAAAAGUAUGUUGGAAGCAAAAACCACUAAACUGAAGUUCUACCAUGAAGCCAUUAUGUUAUGGAACAUGUGACGGCCCACUCUGCACACAGCCUGUCAUCACCCACUUUGUGAUUAUUUAAAGAAGAGCUGCAGAUCAUUUAUAAUCGAGUUUCUUCUGAUCAGCUAAUAACCUUCAUGUAAAUAAGGACUGCUUCCCAUCAUUGGGAACAUAUGAACCAAGUCAGGAUAUGAUGUUUCUUAAAAACCUUUAUUGCUAUUUCACUUGAAAUGGUGCUGUUUGUGUGUAGUUGGAGUGUCCCCCAAGAGUCCACUGUGAUCGAAGGCUUGAUACACAGGGUGGCGCUAAUGGGAGAUGAGGUCUUGUGGGAGGAGGACCUUAGGUCACUGGGUACAAGUCCUCAGAAAAUGGGUCUCCUGGGAUCCUCUGGUAGUUCUGAGGGGAUUAUUAUAUAAAAGCCUAACUUGGGUCCCACACAGCUCUCUCUGCUCCUUGAUGUGAGAUGUAAUUGCUGGCUCCCAAACAUGCUUCUGCCAUUGCUAUCCACCAUGACAUGACACCGCUGAGACCUGAACCAAUGCCAGUGCCAUGCCCCUAAGGCUCCCAAACUCUUCUUCAAAAGUAACCUGUGUCAGAUAUUUUGUUACAGUGAUAUAAAGCUAAUACAAAAGGUGAUCAAGAAUAUAAGGUCCUUGCUUAGCAUCUAGAUGGCCAUCUUAAGUGACAGCUGCCAUAUUAAGGAAAAAGUUUUGCUUUCCUGCCCAAGGGCCUUUCUGAGAAAGGCUCACCUUUCCCUCAUACCAACCCAACCCUUAACCACCCGCAUUAGGGACCAACUCUGAUUCCUGAGCCUGCCCUAUAAAAGUCCUGGAACCCAAGCCUGUUUUGCCCCUCUCUCCGCUAUAGAGAGAUGACUUUUUUUUGUCAGUUCUGAUAAAUAAAUUCUCGUGUGUAUCUCUG
Marmota monax (woodchuck) is the source of this 16018-nucleotide messenger RNA. It is a transcript of the gene Marveld3, whose product is annotated as MARVEL domain containing 3. The coding region runs from base 11528 to 12748 and encodes 406 amino acids. Gene Ontology annotation, cellular component: membrane. NCBI's taxonomy places the organism in Eukaryota, Metazoa, Chordata, Mammalia, Rodentia, Sciuridae. The transcript is spliced from 3 exons. The record is from RefSeq and is a predicted model, not a curated record.